Molecule: messenger RNA, 705 nt
Organism: Heterostelium album PN500
Lineage: Eukaryota; Evosea; Eumycetozoa; Acytosteliales; Acytosteliaceae
Gene: cad3
Product: putative calcium-dependent cell adhesion molecule-3
Exons: 2
Coding region: 1-705 (234 amino acids)
Biological process (GO): calcium-dependent cell-cell adhesion
Cellular component (GO): cell-cell junction; membrane; external side of plasma membrane
Molecular function (GO): calmodulin binding; calcium ion binding
Source: RefSeq, a predicted model, not a curated record
AUGACAACUCCUACCGCAACUCAAGCUAUCUUUUUCACCUCUAAAAACUUAACUGGAACCGCUGUCACAUACAACGAAGGUGAUACCAUUGCUUUCGCUCCAAAUGAUCAAUACAAUGUUGGUUUCUAUAAUAGUUUUUUUAACCAAUCAUUUCAUUAUUACUAUAAUCAUUAUGCAGACAAGUUCUUAUCAUGCAACAUUGGAUCAUCUGUUUGGGUAAAUGCUUACCAACACAACGAUGUUUACAACCCAGAGCCAGGUGUACACGAGAACUUGCCAUCAGGUGUCCACAAUGACUUGUCAUCACUCCAAGGUUUGUCAAUGUUCCAAGUCCUUGCCAACCAAUUCGCCUACGCCAUUGACGUUAAAUUAGUCUGCAAGGAUUCAUUGGUUAGUUCACCAGCUGGUUCCUAUGCAUUCACCAUCAUUCCAUACCAAGUUAAUCCAGUUACUUGCAAGAAUGGUGAUGACUAUGUCCAAUGUCCAAUCCCACAACUCUCUCCACCAGAUUCUGAAAUCGUUUGCCAAAUCACUGUAGCUCAAACCGCCUGGCCAGGAGCAACCGUUGCCAAUGGUUCUGUCUACUUCAAGUACGAUCCAUCCACCGGUAUCAUCAGUUUCCGUCAAACCGAGGGUUUCCCAACUAACAUGGAUCUCGUUCAAGAUGGAAAGACCCAAUUCUCAUUCGGUAUCCUCUCUGCUUAA